Messenger RNA from Clupea harengus (Atlantic herring), 3511 nucleotides. RefSeq names its product interleukin enhancer binding factor 3a (gene ilf3a). Gene Ontology annotation, molecular function: double-stranded RNA binding; single-stranded RNA binding. Lineage: Eukaryota; Metazoa; Chordata; Actinopteri; Clupeiformes; Clupeidae. The record is from RefSeq and is a predicted model, not a curated record. Gene Ontology annotation, cellular component: precatalytic spliceosome.
CCCACUCCCCUCCCCUACUUUUACAUCGCAGAUGGAAGGAGAAACCCUCACGUGUGUAGGAGUAGGCGGGUAAGGACUACUGAAGGAGCGGAGAAGAGAGGUGGUAAGUGUGCUUCGGUUAAAGGAAGACAAAAAUGCAGACCGAACCGUCGCUUUGGGAUGAGAAGAAGGCCUAUGAGGAACUCUUAUACUGGGAUAGUUUAAUAGAAGAUGGCCACCGACUACACCCUCACGAUUUUGACAGGUAUGAGGAUCUGCGUUACUGGUAUGACUGCCUGUACUAUGACGAGGAGCUCAGAAAGUACAAUGAUUACAUUGCAGCCAUCCAUGAGCAGGAGAAUCAGCAUGCCUUUGCCCCACAAGCCCCCCCCGCACCACCCAACCGCUUGUUUGCCAGUGCGGACCGUUACAUGAUGAUGAAGCACACCGAUAUCUACCCCCCGGCAGAGGAGCUGGAGGCUGUGCAGACCAUGGUGGGACAUGUGGAGUGUGGCCUGAAGGCUGUGGCUGAUUGGAUGAACGAGCAGGAUAUGAUGCGGUCUGCUGAGAGCGAGCCUUCCCGCACCUUGCACGGGGUGUUCCGAGUGGGCCUGGUGGCCAAGGGCUUGCUGCUGAAGGACGAUCUGGAGCUGGAGCUGGUGCUGCUGUGUAAAGACAUCCCCACCAAUUCCCUGGUCAUGAUGGUGACGGGCAAACUCUCAUUACAGCUGAAGAGCAUCGCCGAUGAGGACUAUACUGUCACGCCGUGUCCUAAGGAGGCCUGCAUUAAGAUCAAGACUGCAACAGAACCAGUGCUGACCCUCGUGGUCCACGUGACCUCCCCAGAAGUCAGGCAGCAGGCCGAGCAUGGAGAAAUGCAAUCGGUCAGCCCUCCACCGGACGCCCUGGACAGGCAGAAAUGCCUGGAUGCCUUGGCGUCUCUCCGCCACACCAAGUGGUUCCAGGCCAGAGUGAAUGAGCUGAAGUCCUGCGUGGUGGUCAUCCGCAUCAUGAGAGACAUCUGCACCUGCGUUCCUUCCUGGUUCCCUCUGAAAGGAUGGGCCCUGGAGCUGCUGUGUGAAAAGGCCAUCAGGACCUGCGAGAGGUCUUUGGGAGUCGCUGAAGCGCUUCGCCGCGUCCUUGAGUGCGUGUCGUCUGGAAUCCUGCUCGAAGACGGCCCAGGCCUCAAAGACCCCUGUGAGUCAGAGCCCACCGACGCCGCCGGCCACAUGACCGGCCAGGAGCGAGAGGAACUUACUGCAAGCGCCCAAAAAGCCUUAAGACUGGUUGCGUUCGGACAGUUUCACACGGUGCUGGGUAUGAAGCGACUCAAUUACACACCCAAGGCCGCCCGAGGGAGGGUGCUGGGUGGAGGAGGUAUGGUCCGUAAGCCUGUGGAGCUAAUGCCGGCCCCACCAUCGAAGAGACCCAUUGAAGAUGGAAUUGAUAUCAGCAUCCCAAACAAGAAGAAGAAAUUUCAGAAGCCUCUGAAGAAACCCACCGCAGCGGAGCAGAGCACCCUUCCUCAGAGCUCCGUGGUCAUGCUGAAGCUCAAUAAGAUGCGCCCGGGCCUCCUGUACCGGCUGGUCUCCCAGACGGGCCCCGUGCACAUGCCUGUCUUCACCAUGGCUGUGGACAUCGAUGGCAAGACCUACGAGGCCUCCGGGCCCUCCAAGCGCCUGGCCAAGCUGCAGGUGGCCCAGAAAGCUCUGGAGGGGUUGGGUGUUCGUCUGGCUCCGGACAAGAAGGCAGCGGCCCCAAUACACCCCGUAGUCAAGGAGGAGCAGGAGGAGCCGCCUGUCGUGCCCACAGCACCAGCACCAGCUCCAGCUCCUGCUCCUGCCUCAGCACCAGAGGAGAGCACUGAGCAGGCGCAGUCUGCCUUCCAGGCUGGCCCCAUCCUCACCAAGCACGGCAAGAACCCGGUGAUGGAGCUCAACGAGCUGCGCCGAGGCCUCAAGUACGAGCUGGUGUCCGAGACGGGCAGCAGUCACAUCAAGAGUUUCGUCAUCGAGGUGGAGGUUGAUGGGCAGAAGUUCCAGGGCACGGGUUCGAGUAAGAAGCUGGCCAAAGCCAACGCAGCCAUGGCCGCCUUGGAGAAGGUCAUGCAGGCCAGCGUCCCUUUUAAGAAGAAGAAACCUCCCAUGCAGUAUGGCUCAGGCUUCGGUGCUCAGGCAGGAGCUGUUCGCGGCAGGGGGCGGGGCCGGGGGCGGGGCCUGAACCACACCACCACCAACUACUCAGCUGGUGGUAUGGGAACCUACGGCUACGACAGCACCUCCACGCCCAUGUACAGCAGCACUUACGACCCAACCUCCACCAGCACCGGAGCCCCGACCAGCGUCUCCGAGGCCCGAGCCGCCGCCUCCUCUACUGCUGCUGCGGGCGGCCCAGCGUUGGCCUCCUACAUGUCUGGCUACGGCAGCUACGCCAGCAGCACGGUGGUGACCGCCUCUGGCCCCAAAGCUGCCGCCCCUGCCACCACCGCCUACCCAGCCCCUUACAGCCAAACCUACGCCCCCUACAAGAAGCCCUCGGCCACUCAGCCUCCAGUGGUGGGGCCUGACUAUGGGUACGGUUACCCCCGGCACACGGCAGAGGCUCCAACCGCCACGGACUACAGCUAUGGAGCUUAUGCCGGCCAGAUGUCCUACGGCGUGCCAGGAGCUCAGGGCUACGGCUACAGCCAGUCAGCCUAUCCCAACAUCGGGGGCUAUGCCACCGGAUCCACAUACACCUACAAAUAGAUGGCCUGCAGCCGUGAUCUACCCUCACUGUGCUUUCAGUGCUGGGAAUGAGCUCACUCGCUUCAAAUCAAAUGUACAGCAUCUCAAAUCAAGCAUGGCUUUCUCUUUUCUGAUUUCUUUUUUUUGUUUGUUUGUUUUUUUGUUUUUUUUUGUUUAGUUUUUUUUGUUUUUUUUCAUUAUCAUUUUUUGAUCAAGGUCCAUGCGUUGUUUGUUCUAGGUGAUGUUCCAGAAUUUGGUUUGAUUUAGCUUCUUCGCUAUUUCAGCGAGGCUUAACUGCAGGUCCCGUCUCUCGGCUUUUAUUACCAGUUUUUUCCCAUAUCAUCUGUUGAUAUUUAUAAGAUGUGUCUGUCUGGAAAUUGAUUGUAACGGAAAUGAAUUAUAAACUGUGACUGGUCAGGAUUCUGUUCCUAUCUGGGAAAAGAGGAAGUCAGCAUGUGUUAAAAAAAUCUUUUAUUUUCCGUUUGGGGGAGGGGGGGGCAAAAGGUUUGUCAUCCCCCCCCCUCUUUUGUGAUCAGUGUGUUUAACGGGCUGGGCACCGAAGCUGUUGUACAUAAGAAGGUGUGUAGUGGGUCAAGCCACUGCUGCUGACUUUAUUUUGUAUCAAAUUCAGUCACAUUCUCGGGUUAAUGAUUUGUUUUUUUGUGAAUGUAGCCAAGUGGCAAGAUCUUUCCAAACUAAGUACAGAACGAUCAGACUUUUCUUAACAAAUGGAUAGUUUGUUGUUGUUUUCCAAGUUGUUUCAAAUUUAAUGAGGUUUCUAAAUAAUAAAGAGUUUUGUAUUUUCA